This is a messenger RNA of Panicum virgatum (switchgrass), 2955 nucleotides long. RefSeq names its product zinc finger BED domain-containing protein RICESLEEPER 2-like. The coding region runs from base 6 to 2675 and encodes 889 amino acids. The transcript is spliced from 3 exons. Gene Ontology annotation, molecular function: DNA binding; protein dimerization activity. Lineage: Eukaryota; Viridiplantae; Streptophyta; Magnoliopsida; Poales; Poaceae. The record is from RefSeq and is a predicted model, not a curated record.
AUCUCAUGCUUCCGAUCCGUCGCUGCUCACUGGCGGGCACCCACCAGAAUGGCCGCCGCCGCCUCCGCCGCCGCGGCCGUCUUCUCAAUUCUCAUCACAUCCGCCUCGCCUCCUCCCCUCCAAUCCAAGGUAUCCUUCCACCUGGGACGCCCUCCCGCCUCUGGCAACCGCACUCGCCAGUCGCCCUCUCGAUACCGCCGGCGCGGGGGUGGAGACGCCGGCGGCCAACCCGGAGUACCAGUACCACGACGCGAAGGCCCGCACCCGGGCGAAAAGGACGUGAGCAGGGAGGAGUCCUGAGGCGGUUUCCGCGCGGGAGGGGGCAGGCGCCGCGGAGGAGAUUAGCGGUGCGGCGUCGUGGGCACGAGGAUGUUUCUGGCCACUGGUUUCUGACCGCUGGAUUAGUUUCAUCCUCAUGUCCGGGAAUUCGCUGCAAGACUAAUCACCCUUUCUACCUGGUACCUGGGAUGAACAUGGCAGAGGGGAGCGCUGAAGGACAAGAGCAAAUUCCAUGCGAGCAGGCCGUGGGCCGUAGGGUUAAGCAACGGUCCGUCGUGUGGGAGCAUUUCAAACAUUUCACGACAGUCGAUGGGAAGAGCAAAGCGGAGUGCAAUCGAUGUCACCGGGUAUUCGUUGCACCUACUAAAAAUGGAACGAGCAGCUUGCGUAGGCAUGUCGAGAAAUGCAAGGGGCUGGGCGGGAAUGGGGCAGAUGAGCUGGAUCAGUUGAUUACGAACGUGGCCUGUGAUCUACCACCUUUACCGUUUGACCCUCCACUGCUGUCACCCUUAGAUCCGCCAUCACCACUACCGUGUACUGAUCCUCCACCACCGUUUCACUUUGAUCCGCCGCCACCGUUUCCCUGUACUGAUCCUCCACCACAAUCUCCCUGUGCUCCGUCACAGCAUGAUGACGAAUUACCAGAUCGUGAGCAUGGCCUGAGAGAAGAAGAAGAAGCAAGAAAACACCUUGCUCAGUUGAUCGCAUUGCACGGAUAUGAUCCAUUGCUCAUCGAGGAUGACUGCUUCAGGAGUUUUCUGGGAAUCCUCAACCCUGAAUUCAAGUUGCCAUCACGCUUCGUCAUCGAGGAGAUGUGCGAUGAUAUCUUUGAUGAAGCAAGGAGGAAUCUGCUUUCCAGGUUAAGCCGCUUUCAUGGGAAGGUCAGUUUAGCAGUUAGUACAACUAAAACCGUUCAUGGGGAAGUCACAUAUACAGCGUGUCACUUCAUCGAUGAUGAAUGGAAUCUAAAUAAGAUGAUCCUGGAUGCUUACCUGGUGGUGCCUAUUCCUAUCUUAUAUGGCCCAUUAUUGGGAGUUCCAGAAAUUACUCCUAAAUCUGAUUUCUCUGAUUUCACUGAGCGGGCAAAUGAUGAUAUCUUGCGUGGUAUUUUAGAGCAUGAUAUUUUGGAAAGACUGUUCGUCAUGGUAUGGGGAAUAAAGGGCAGUGAUGAAGUGAAGAGACAUGUGCAGCAAUUAUAUUCCGUGGAUUAUACCCGCUUCAUGGAUAAUGCGCUUCACUCCACUGUUGGGAAAAGCAUUAUUCUAAAUCCAAAUUUCACUAUGGAUAUGUAUAAAAAAGUUCAUGGUUUGGGUUUGACUAGGGAAAAGCGCCAACAACUUUUUUCACAUAUUGGCUUAGACCAUCUACAGGCACACGACGAUAAUCAUUGGUAUUCAUGCUACUGUUCCUUGGAGUUUCUUCGCAAGCAUGGUUCUUGCGCAGUCGCGGACAAAGACUACUCACAACUCAAUGAACUCAUAGAACUACUGUGCAAAAUUUGGGGGGAAGUGUACCGUUCCAUUAAAAGGAUUUCUACCUCCAGUUAUCCUACUUCAAAUCAAUGUCUUGUAGAAUUGUUUAAGGUGAGGGAAAUUUUGCAUUCCGAACUAGAACGGGCUGAUGGAGGCAAUUCAAUUGUGCACAACGGAUCUGAUUUUUUCAUCAAUAAAGAAGACGGUGUUGCGGAUGUUCUUAGAGAGGCAAAGGGCACUCUUGACAGGGUCAUCCAAGGUGAAUACCUUGUAUGGUCAGUACCACUAGCGAUGGACCCCAGGUACAAACUCACAUACAUAAAGUUCAUCUUCAGCAGAGCGUUUGGUUCUGGGGGUGCACGGUACAUCUCUGAGGUCACAAGAAAGAUCAAGAAGCUGUAUGUUGAUUACAUUGAAGAUGAUGGUGGAAUCAAUGGUGCAGAUGGUGUCACUGAGAUGGCCGCUGGCAGCAGCGCUGAUCGAUUAGGACAAGCAUGGGAUGAGCAUUGCCUUUCAGGGGAUGAUGGAAUGGAUGAUGUUGGCUGUGACCUGGGUGCUGUGGAGGAAGUCCAACGCUCCUUGGAAGAUCUUGUCAUUGGCAGCUGCGCUGAUCCGCUAGGACAAGCAUGGGACAAGCAUCGGUGUUCAGAGGAUGGCCAAGCUGAUGCUGGCAGCUACCUGGAUGCCGAGAAGGAACUCGACCGUUACCUGAAAGAUCCCCUCGAGACUCCAACUGACGGUUUUGACAUCCUGCACUGGUGGAAGGUUCACAGUUCGAAGUACCCGACAGUUGCUCGGAUGGCGCGGGACGCUCUGGCCAUGCCCACGAGCAGUAGGCUUUCCUCCGAGCAGAUGGCCCAUGUCAGCAGCCUCGUUCGUGGCUAUUCCAAGAAAAAGUACAGGCAAGCCAAGUUUGAUCCGUGACACAGCUGCUCAUAUGAGGGCCAGCGUCCUGGCAACAACCUCCAUAGUGUGUGUCAAUCAUUGGUUUCUGUUGUCGUGUGUCGGAAUAAAUGUGCAAAAUUUAGAGUUUGUCUUUCCUUCCACAGAGAAGAUGGCUGACUACCUGAUUUGCUUUCCACUUUUUGAGUCCCUCCUGGAAGCUUGGUAUUAACAGCUGAUUUAUACCAUUUGUAUUUCCCUUUAUCAAGCACUUGCUGCUGCACCUUUGCCAAUAGAAUUGCUUCAUCUACAUCUUUGGGAA